AUGCGUCGUCGUUUACUAUAUCAUUCAUCUAUGCACUCUGGAAGUGCACAUCCAUUGCACGGCAUACGCCGUUUAUCAGGAUUGACUCGGUUGAAUGCAUUGUAUGCAUUAGUGGCUCCAGGCUUUAGAUGGGGAGAAGUGUUUAAAAAGUUAAUUCCAGCUUCUCGGCCAAAAUUCCAUGUAAAAAUGAUAAUUCAUCAUUUAAACAACGUCCCACUUGUAUCUGGACAAGUAUUUAUAAAAUGGCACUUAAAAGACUCUGUACAUAUGAGGGCACGUGGAAAAUCACCAAAAGUUCCAAUUAAAAAUCAUAAAGUUAUCUGGAAUUACGAAUUUUCAUGCUUUCUUUCUAUGAAAAUUGAUAAACAUCAACAUUUGUCAGAAAGCUGGAUUAUUUUUGAGGUUAACCAGGAAAGUUCAGAAUUGAGCGGUGCUAGUCAUCAAUUGGUUCUUGGGAAAGUUGAUAUCAAUCUUGCAGAAUAUGCAGGGUUGUCAAAGGAGACAGAAUGUUAUUUACUUCAAAACAGCAAAGUUAAUUCAUUACUCAGAAUUAGUAUUUCAAUGGAACAGAUUGGAGGGAGUACAAAUUAUAUAAUUAACCCACCUCAAAAAAAGCAAAUGUUUUAUGGAAUUGCAGACUUGAUGUCAAAACAUAAUAAUAUGAAUCAAGAAAAAAGUAUGCGCCAUUUAGAUGAUUUAAGUUUGAAGAAGUUAAGAAAUCCCGAGUUUUUUAUGUAUGAGGAUAAUAUGGUAGCUAAUAUGCCAUAUCUUUUUGAUACGUUUCAUUCUUUUGAGAUUAUUGAAAAUAUAUUUAAUGAAAAAGAUAAAUGGUUAGGAAAUCCUAAGAAAAAUCCUAUUACAAAAGAAAUAUUAGAUAAUGACAAAAGGGAAAUAAAAACAGCCCAAGAUUGGGAAAUCAAAGAAUUAGAGUAUGGUGUAUGCUGGUCUUUGAAUAGAAGCUCAGACAAAUUAUAUUAA
Molecule: messenger RNA, 978 nt
Organism: Pneumocystis jirovecii RU7
Lineage: Eukaryota; Fungi; Ascomycota; Pneumocystomycetes; Pneumocystales; Pneumocystaceae
Exons: 7
Coding region: 1-978 (325 amino acids)
Source: RefSeq, a predicted model, not a curated record